AUGUUGCCUAGCGAAUCUUCUCAACGAUCUAAACCUGAGUAUAUGGCGUCGCCCCCAAGCGCUCACUUCCCACUUGAAAUAUUCAGUGUUAUCAUAUCAUUUACCUCGGGCCCAGGCACCCUUUGCUCACUAGCUCGGUGUUGUCGCGCGUUCACCAGAUCAGCCGAGUUUUAUCUCUAUGACACACUCAAAUUCGCGCCUGGCCUAAAAGCAAUCCAAUUGGCUCGCGCGUUGGUACGAUCGAGUCGGAGAUCCUCAUAUGUGCGCGAUGCCUCGGUAGAGCUCAUCGAGAACGCGAUCCAACCAAUACUCCUUCCAGCCGGCAUCAAACUUAUCAUCCGAGCCAUCGUCGGGUGUCCAAAUCUGGGCAGCUUGUCGUUAUCUUGGGGGUCUUGGAGAGUGAACUGGCCUGCCCGGCUUCUUUGGCCUAAUACUUUCCAACUGCACCGGUUUGUCUCGUGGUUUCAAUGGGAUCAAACCAUAUGUGAUUUCUUGAAGACCCAAUCAUCACUAAACGUUCUAGUCACCGUUCGUCCGGUCCAACUCAGGGGGGUUGCUCCAGAGCCUGAGCCCCACCUAGCAGAUUACGCACUCCCGUUUCUCUCUAGUUUUACAGGCAGAUUAGCUCAAGCUGUUUCUGUUUUGCCCGGUAGGCCAGUUACAUCAUUGGCAUUGAAUGGAUCAGUGUCGCUAUCCGAGUUCGAGUCUGCCUUGCCUGUACUAGCACAAACGUCUGCUCAAAUCGAGUCCCUUGCGUUACAAACCGGAGAGUUAUCUUCCAGGCUGUUCACUCUCCUUGGCGCACAUAUCCCAACCCUGACCCGCCUAGAACUGCGUAUUGUUCGUCCCGCAAUGGUCGCAUAUUCAAAUCUUACAUCCGAGAGCGUUUGUCAGGCCAUGUCUUUAUUGCCAGGCAUGAGACACUUUGGAUUGCGGCUUCGAUGCCCACAGUUAUUCGGGGCUUUGUGGUUUCAUACGCAGAGGGAUGUAGUACUUGACUGGAAGGAGCAUUGUCCGAACUUGUGUGAGGUGACCUUUGAGUCGAGUAGCGAUGACAAAGUGAUGGAGUGGGCGUUUGACGAAGAGGCUAUGGAUUGGGGUUGCUCUUUGGAUGAAGAUAAUUGA
Rhizoctonia solani is the source of this 1125-nucleotide messenger RNA. RefSeq lists its product as uncharacterized. Lineage: Eukaryota; Fungi; Basidiomycota; Agaricomycetes; Cantharellales; Ceratobasidiaceae. The transcript has 4 exons. The coding region runs from base 1 to 1125 and encodes 374 amino acids. The record is from RefSeq and is a predicted model, not a curated record.